AUGACAAUCAAAACUAAUAGGGUGCCGUUUGAGGAGGCGCUGAACAUGACAGGGUUCAGUCGCUACAACCUGUAUACUUUCAUGCUGAGUGCCAGCAUCAUCAUUGGCAUGACCUUCGAGAUCUUCUCCGUCUCCUACCUGGUGCCAGCCAGCGCUUGUGAGCUGAACACCAGCAGCACACAGCAAGGCCUGGUGGCCUGUGUACCUUUGAUCGGUACAAUCGCCAUGUCACAUAUUUGGGGCUACCUGGCAGACACGAGGGGUCGACGGACGAUCCUCAUAGUAUCUAUGACAAUCACCUACAUUGCUGGGACCUUAGCCGCCUUCUCUCCUAACUGGAUAGUUCUAGGUUUCCUGAAACUUUUGUCAUCGGCUUCUGUAUCUGGUUCUUACGCUUUAGCUGUGACGCUUCUCAGCGAGUGUACUCCUAUGGCCCGAAGAAGUUCCCUUGUGUUACUGACGACCACAGUGCACUUGGCUUCAAUGGGAAUUAUGGCAGUGAUAGCCAUACCGGUUCUUCCAUUGCCCUUCUCCUACCACAUUCCAUUCUUGGAUAUCCAGUUCAAUUCCUGGAGGGUUUUAGAUCUGAUCUUCGCGGUUCCCAGUGCCCUCAGCAUCAUUGGAAGUUACUUUGCCUAUGAGAGUCCCAAAUACUUGGUGAGUGUUGGUCGGGAUGAAGAUGCUUUGGCAGUUUUAAGAGGAAUCUACACAAUGAAUACUGGAAAAAGUGCUGAUAAUUAUAAGGUAGAUGCUUUAGAAUUAGAUGAGGAACAGUCAUCAGCUCUCCACAAAGGUUUCUGGGGCUCCAUAGUAGCCCAGACAAUGCCUAUGAUCAAACCGCCUUUAUUGAAACAUACUAUUCUACUCUCAUUCCUGUUCGCCAUUACUUAUAUCACAAUGAACGCGUUCUUCGUGUGGUUACCCUUCAUAGUGAACGCAUUCAUGACGUCAGUGGUGGCGGGGCAGAAAGACCUCACCAUCUGCGAGAUGAUCAGACUCACUCACUCACUCAACUCCACAUCCACAUCCACAAUCCAGGCACAAGACUGCUCUAUGAACACAGAAGCCAUGACUCUGGUCUUCGGUAUCACUAUGUUCCUGGCUGUCGGGAACCUCUUCAUGAGCAGCAUCAUCAACUGCGUCGGUAGGAAACGACUGGUGAUUGGCAUACAGAUGAUUGCUGGCACAUCAGCCCUCCUCCUCAACUUCAGCCCCUACUGGAUCCUGAGUGCCAUCAUGUUCAUGGUGUUCCUGUCCGCCAUCUUUAAUUUCGGCUUCAUGAAUACAUACAGCGUCGACGUGUUCCCCACUUAUGUCAAAGCCAUGGCAGUAUGCCUCACCCUGAUGGUAGGUCGUGGUAGCGCAGUGAUUGGCAUCAACGUGCUCAAACAGCUGCUAGACAACAACUGUGAAGCUGCCUUCUAUAUUUAUGGAUCCAUCGCUUUUGGUGGUGGCAUAGUGGCCUUCCUUCUGCCUUCUGAUGAGAAGAUUCAAGCGCAGAAGAAAGUAUUAAAUACAAAAUAA
Spodoptera littoralis (African cotton leafworm) is the source of this 1524-nucleotide messenger RNA. NCBI's taxonomy places the organism in Eukaryota, Metazoa, Arthropoda, Insecta, Lepidoptera, Noctuidae. The record is from the annotation of a GenBank genome assembly.